Messenger RNA from Pygocentrus nattereri (red-bellied piranha), 2743 nucleotides. It is a transcript of the gene laynb, whose product is annotated as layilin b. The transcript has 7 exons. Bases 265 to 1341 code for a protein of 358 amino acids. Lineage: Eukaryota; Metazoa; Chordata; Actinopteri; Characiformes; Serrasalmidae. The record is from RefSeq and is a predicted model, not a curated record. Gene Ontology annotation, molecular function: hyaluronic acid binding.
AAGUAAGACGGAAAGGGAAGGAAAAUAAAGUGGAGAAAGUGUGUGUAUGUGUGUGUGUGUGUGUGUGGAAGUAGGUUAGGCUAGCGUUCCUGUUAGCAUGCAGCCAGCCAGCCUCUCUCCGCCUGGACCGUCACACUGGAAACUCUGAACUGUUUGGGCUGCAGCUCUGACCGAGGAGGACGCUUCUCCUGCUUCCCCUGGAACAAACUGGACAGCAACAGUGCAUCGUCCACCCGCCUGUUUAGGGAAGAAAAAUAUGUAGAAAUGGAUUUUGUGAAACUGAUCGGAGCCGUUUUGGCCGUUUGUUGUCACCCAGGCUGCGCGUUAAGAGGAUUCGCUAGUCAGAGGAUUUGCCGCCGGGGCACUGAGAAGCCUUGCUAUAAGAUUUCACACCACCAGGACAGUCGGUUCAGGGUGGGCUUUGAGGAGGCCUGGCGGACGUGCAAGGACGAUGACGGGGAGCUACUCAGCAUAGAGACAGAAAACGAGCAGAGGCUGAUCGAGAAGUUCAUACAGAACUUGCAUGCCUCUGAUGGGGAUUUCUGGAUUGGGCUGCGGAGGAAUCAGGGCUCAGGAGCUGGAGACUGUUCUUCACGGUAUUACUGGAUGGAUCGUAGCCUGAGCACCUUCAGGAACUGGCUCUUGAAUGAGCCCUCGUGUGGCAGUGAGUACUGUGUGGCACUGUACCACAGGUCCUCCACUCCAGCUGCUCUGAAGAACCACUACAUGUUUAAAUGGAGUGAUUCCAACUGCCAUACCAAGAACAACUUCAUCUGCAAGUACUCAGAAGAAAAGUCUCUGGUUCCUACUCCUGCAGGAAAUUCCACUGCUCUCACAGAUAUUCCACAGACAACUCUGAAAACAGAACAGCAGCCUGUCACUCUGGAUUAUGAAAAAAUAAAAACAGGAUUCUCCGAAUCAUCAGUGUCUCUUUCAGAUGACAGCAUCAAUGUUUACUACAUCCUGCUGGCUACUGUGCCUGUACUGCUGCUGCUGAUAUUGGUGGUUUCAGGGGUCUUCUGCUACAGAGUCAUGGCCAGGAAGAAAAAGGAGCAAAACGACAUCUACGCUGUGCCUGGGCAGUGGAUAUCUGCUGGGGCCCUUAAAAACUGUAGCCACACUCCCACAGACAACCCCAACCAGCAUGGGGCCCACCUGGAAUACAUGAGCUCAGAAAUCAGCAGAACAUUCAUUGUUAGGGGGCUCAGCAGCCGCUUUGAGGACUAUGAGAAUGUGCCGAGCAACACGGCGGGAUUCGUCACUAACGACAUCUAUGAAGCCUGCCGCAGUCCAGCAGCCGUUGAGGCAGGAUGGGUGGAAAACGACAUCUAUGGGUACUGAGGAUACUAAAGCUGUGCAUUGGUGGGACCAAAGCUGUGUUACCACCUUUCCACCUUCCUGUUCCCUCCUCAAACUCGCAUCAGACAUUCUCUAGUUCCAUUCUUGCUCCUUGACUCUAAUAUGACCUACAGUGACAUACACAGCGGUCAUGUGAAGUGGCAUCGUUUUGGUGGACAGUAGGCCCAGGUCUCCAAAACCCAGUACAAAGAAGAGAUGUCAUCGCCUCGUAGCUUCCUUUGUGGACACCAGUGUCCGGGAACAGGACGGUUGGUUCGGAAAAUCUCACGAUAGUGCCCUGACCCUUCUGCUCAUCUGAACAAUGUCCAGUCCCGCCUCAGAGAGGGCCUUCUCCAACGGAUGCCCAUUGAAAUGCCCUUUGUUUUUCAAACUCUAAUGAUUCUGGAAUGGCCUCCCAGUUCAAAGGCAAAAACAGACCGUUUUGCUUAGCUUGGAUAUUCCAAACUGCUAAAGAAAUCCUGCUCAUAACACCCUAAAACUAUCAAUGUUUCAUCUUUUUCCUUGUGGCUUUGAGAUAAUGCUGAGAGAAACAUUGUCAGUUUCCUUUUGAUUGUUCUGAAAAGUGUUCAUAACAGUUAGGAUAAGGAAUUCAGAUUUGAGAUUCAAAGAAGCGAUUUCUAUGUGUAUAUAUAUAUAUAUAUAUAUAUGUGUGUGUGUGUGUGUGUGUGUGUGUGUGUGUGUGUGUGUGUGUGUAAAUAUAUUCUGUCCUUUAUCUUCAAAGAUUUUACAGCAUAUGAGGGAUAAAUGAUUGGUCGUUGCUUCCCAAAUCCAUCUCUAUGGUUGGUGGUACUACAUAAAUUUUCAACAUGUCAGUGCACCCACAAGGUUUGUAACAGCAGUCAGUUUCUCAAGGAGGCACUGGGACUACAUCUAUCGGACUACACUAACCAAUGCUUUUCACUGACACUCAUGUAAUGUUUACAGACAUUUUAUGGCAAGCUAUUAAACAGUGUAUGGUGAUCGUUUAGAUGUAGCUCUGUUAAUUAUGAAAAUUCCUGAGGCUGAUCAUUUAGCAGUAUUAUAUACAUAAGACCUACUUCAGAUAGAUGUGUUGAAAUUUAUAUUAUAGCAUUUAAUUGUGCUUGGAAAAAUAAUAAACAGCUUGUAAUCACUGGUUGAUUAGGUAUUUAAUGUUUGUGGCUAUCUGUAUGCUUGCCUUGCCUAAAUUACUGCGUGUUACAAAAUGAUUGUGUGGUUUUGUAAAACACUCUUCUGAUGAAAGAGCGAAAGGGCAGAAUGUGUCAGUGAGGCAUUUUAUGUAACCGAAGACCGCGAUGGCGUCUGUUAUCUGCCAGCAGAUGUCACUGUUUGAUAAUGGAGCCUUCUCAGUGGGAAGUUGUUUGUCCUCUAAAUUGUCUCUAAGAGUAAAAUGCUUUCAGAUUGA